Chlorocebus sabaeus (green monkey) is the source of this 829-nucleotide messenger RNA. It is a transcript of the gene LALBA, whose product is annotated as lactalbumin alpha. Gene Ontology annotation, molecular function: lactose synthase activity; calcium ion binding; lysozyme activity. The record is from RefSeq and is a predicted model, not a curated record. Lineage: Eukaryota; Metazoa; Chordata; Mammalia; Primates; Cercopithecidae. Gene Ontology annotation, biological process: lactose biosynthetic process; defense response to Gram-negative bacterium; defense response to Gram-positive bacterium.
ACUUCAUAUACUGGUUAUCCAUGGUAUAGAAGACAGGAUUAAACUGAGAGGACUUUCCCCUGACUCUGAAUACAUGUAGGAGAUAAUGAUAUGGAAGACCAUCACUUUGUUCUUGGGGGCCGCCAAAAUGAGGUCGUUUGUCCCUCUGUUCCUGGUGGGCAUCCUGUUCCCUGCCAUCCCGGCCAAGCAAUUUACAAAAUGUGAGCUGUCCCAGCUGCUGAAAGACAUAGAUGGUUAUGGAGGCAUCGCUUUGCCUGAAUUCAUCUGUACCAUGUUUCACACCAGUGGUUAUGACACACAAGCCAUAGUUGAAAGCAAUGGAAGCACAGAAUAUGGACUCUUCCAGAUCAGUAAUAAGCUUUGGUGCAAGAGCAGCCAGGUCCCUCAGUCAAGGAAUAUCUGCGACAUCUCCUGUGACAAGUUCCUGGACGAUGACAUUACUGAUGACAUAAUGUGUGCCAAGAAGAUCCUGGAUAUUAAAGGAAUUGACUACUGGUUGGCCCAUAAAGCCCUCUGCACUGAGAAGCUGGAACAGUGGCUUUGUGAGAAGUUGUGAGCAUCUGCUGUCCUUGGCAUCCCUGCCCACUCCACAUUCCUGGAAUGCCUCUUUCCUAAUGCCACCUCAGUUUGCUUCUUUCUGUUCCCCCAAAGCUUAUCUGUCUCUGAGCCUUGGGCGCUGUAGUGACAUCACUGAACUCUUGAGGACUGUUUUCCGGAAAUGCCUGAGUGGUGCACUGAGCUCUAGACCCUUGCUCAGUGCCCCCGAUGGCACUUUCACUACAGCACAGAUUUCACUUCUGUCUUGAAUAAAGAUCCCAAUUUGAAGUCA